Molecule: messenger RNA, 270 nt
Organism: Blepharisma stoltei
Lineage: Eukaryota; Ciliophora; Heterotrichea; Heterotrichida; Blepharismidae
Source: the annotation of a GenBank genome assembly
AUGGACGCUCUUCAUAUCCCGAUCUUUCGUUGAAGUUCGUUUGUGCUAGCUAUAUCUUUCGUCAUAUGGGUAAAAAUACUUAUAAAGACUGAAGGAAUAAUGGUUAUUUCUUGAGGUGCUCUUAAUUGCUCACUUUGGAUUUUCAUAAAGACCUCUUUUUUAAAAUUUAAAGUUAUUAAAUUUGUGUGCACUUUAUUUUAUUUUGUUUUGAAAAGUAAUUGCUGUAUUCUGUAUUCUAUACAAACCAUUUUAACAUUUUUUCAACAGUAA